AUGGGAUCUGUCGAUUUCCAAGAAGAUGUCCAGGAGUCUCCCCCAAAAACACCUUUGAUCGGAGAUGCUCCAGACGGGGGGCUUACGGCAUGGUUGCAAGUCCUGUGUGGCCAUCUGAUUGUUUUCAAUGUCUGGGGUUACAUCACUUCCUAUGGCAUCUUUCAGUCCUACUAUACCACCUCUCUGAAUCGCAAUGCCUCGGAUAUUUCCUGGGUCGGCUCGCUACAGAUCUUCUUCGUCUACUUCCUUGGAACCUUCUCCGGCCGAGCCAUGGAUGCGGGCUAUCUCCGCAUCACCCUGGGCGCAGGCCUGUUCCUACAGUUGCUGGGCGUCUUUAUGACCUCGCUGGCCACUAGCUAUUGGCAGCUACUGCUCUCUCAGGGUAUCUGUCAGGGCAUCGGGGACGGACUGCUAUUCUGCCCUAUCGUCGCUUUGAUGUCCACCUAUUUCACGCGGAAGCGCACCAUAGCCAUCUCUAUCUCCGCAUGUGGUGGGGCCACCGGCGGCCUGGUAUUCCCCGCUAUCGCGCAGACCCUCCUGCACCGCAUCGGCUUCGCCUGGACUAUACGUGUCAUGGGCUUUGUGCUCCUGUUCAAUGCAGUGGUUAUCCUGGCCUGUGUGCGGCAGCGGCUGCCCCCGCGAAAGUUGGGCCCUUUGAUCGAGUUCAAAGCGUUCACCGAUCUUUCCUACACUUUCUUCGCGUUGGGGACGUUUUUUUGCUUUUGGGCCGUCUACUAUGCCUAUUAUUAUGUUAGUUCAGCCCCAUCUAGUGUUUCCUUCCUGUCACUUUUGUGGUUCAUCGUAACUGACCAAUAUGCCCAGGUCCGCUCGUUCAGCCGAGAUAUCAUAGGCGUCUCUGAUUACACCUCCUUCUCCAUCCUGAUGAUCAUGAACGGGCUAGGCUUGCCCGGCCGUCUAAUCCCAGCGUACCUUUCGGACCGGUACUGCGGCCCCGUCAACACAUUUAUUCCAGUCAGCGCCACAGCGGCCAUCCUACUAUACUGCUGGGCUGCUAUUGAAUCUUACGGGGGUCUCACAGCCUUCGUUGUGAUUUACGGCUUCUUCGGUGGCGGCGUGCAGAGUCUCUUCCCAUCGGCGCUAGCGAGCUUGACGGACGAACCGAGCAAGGCCGGAGUCCGUAUCGGGAUGAUCUUCUCUAUUGUUAGUGUCGCCUCUUUGACCGGGCCUCCGAUCGCAGGAGCCCUCAUCGAUCUCCACGGGGGUCAGUAUCUAUUUGCGCAGCUCUUCGGGGGAACCUCCAUGAUGAUAGGUUGUCUCCUGCUUAUUAUGGCGCGAUACUCUAAGUGUGGCAUGAAUUUAUACCAGCGGAUGUAG
Molecule: messenger RNA, 1335 nt
Organism: Penicillium psychrosexuale
Lineage: Eukaryota; Fungi; Ascomycota; Eurotiomycetes; Eurotiales; Aspergillaceae
Exons: 1
Coding region: 1-1335 (444 amino acids)
Biological process (GO): transmembrane transport
Cellular component (GO): fungal-type vacuole membrane
Molecular function (GO): transmembrane transporter activity
Source: RefSeq, a predicted model, not a curated record